Molecule: messenger RNA, 1494 nt
Organism: Sordaria macrospora k-hell
Lineage: Eukaryota; Fungi; Ascomycota; Sordariomycetes; Sordariales; Sordariaceae
Biological process (GO): transmembrane transport
Cellular component (GO): membrane
Molecular function (GO): transmembrane transporter activity
Source: RefSeq, a predicted model, not a curated record
AUGGCGCCCCACCACCAAUUCGACACCGUCAAGCGGAAAUGGUACCACAUCAAAUGGUUUGCCGACAGCGACACCCCUCGCGAGCGACGUCUCAUCAUGAAGCUCGACCUUCUCAUCGUCCCUUAUGCUUUCCUUGCCUAUUGGAUCAAGUACAUUGACCAGGCCAAUCUCAACAACGCAUACGUAGCCGGCCUAAAAGAAGACCUCAACUUCCACGGCAACGAGCUAGUCCAGCUACAAACACUCUACACCGUCGGCGCCGUCGUCGGCCAAAUCCCCUUCAUGUUUCUCUUCACUUACUUACCAAUGCACUGGACGAUUCCCUUCCUCGACAUCGCCUGGGGUUUCUUCACCCUGGCUCAAUACCGCGCCAACUCCUUCGGGCAAAUGGCCGCCUACCGCUUCUUGAUCGGAUGGUUCGAAGCGGCGUUUUACCCAGCUAUGCACUACAUCUUCGGCAGCUGGUACCGGGGCGAUGAGAUAUCCCGUAGAGGAGGCGUGUUUUACACCGGGCUGACGCUGGGGACGCUCACUGCUGGGUUGAUUCAGAGCGGAGCGAGUGCGAGACUGGAAGACGUCAAUGGCCUGGCGGGUUGGCGGUGGAUGUACAUCAUUUGCGCACUGAUCACGAUUCCCGUCGGGAUCCUGGGGUAUUUCAUCCUGCCCGGCACGCCGGAACAUCCAAACAAGUGGUUCCUGAAAGACGAGGACGUGCAGAUUGCGAAACAAAGAUUGGCGCGGGUCGGACAUUCGGUUGUUCAUCCCAAGUUCAAGCUUUCCACCUUGAAAAGCCUGGCGAAUAACUGGAAGUUCUGGGCCCUGCUCGUGCUGGACAUUUUCUUCUGGAACGGCAGCAUCAACUACUCCGCGGGCGGGUACCUGCUCUGGCUGAAGAGUCUGGGCAAGUACAGCCAGAGCAAAGUCAACGAGCUGGGAACUAUCAGUCCGGCCAUUGGCAUUUUCUACGUGCUUUUCAUCUGCUUCAUUUCCGACUUGGUGGUCGGGCCGGCGUGGGCGAUUACCAUUGCGCAUGUAUGGAACAUUAUUGGUCUGGUCAUCCUGGUCAUCUGGAACGUGCCCGAGAGCGCGCUGUGGUUUGCGUUCAUGACGACGUACAGCUCCGUCGCCAUGUCGGCCGUCCUCUAUGGAUGGGUUAAUACCGUCAUGGGCAAGUCUUCGGCUGAACGUUCGUUUGCUAUUGUGUUGCUGAACACGGUCGCGCAGAGCACGACGGCUUGGACCCAGCUUUUGACGUUCCCGACUAAGGAGGCGCCGCAGUUUAGGAAGGGGUAUUCGUUUGUCUUGGCCAAUGCGGUUUGUUUGAUCAUUACUGCGCAGUUCUUGAAUGUGGCUUUGAAGAGAUCGAAUAAACUUGAAGCGGCGGGUGAUGCUGAGCAGAACGCAGAGACUGGAUCUACGACGGCGUCCAAUUCGGAAAAGGGACAGGAGGAGGUGAACGUGAACGUGACUCCGGAGAAUUUGAAGAGUGGUUAG